GUGUUCGCUAGUUCCCGAGCGCCCGUCCUGGGGGCAAGUGCGAUGGGCUGAAUUCAAGGCUGAGAGGCGCCAACCAAGGGCUUCAUCUGGGUCGCCCCCUUCCGUUCACACGAACACUGUUAACCGUGUUCGUGCACAGCUCAUAGGAUUACUCAGCUAAAAGCAACAAUAAACAUGGAUGACAGAGCUAGACGUUAUUUGCUUCAGAACCACCAAGCUUUGGAAAGUGAUAUCAAGACAUCUUAUAUAAUGGAUCAUAUGAUUGCUGAUGAUACCUUGACAGUGGUGGAAGAGGAGAAAGUAAAAGCUCAGACUACACAAAGAGAACGGGCAUCUAUGCUUCUAAAAUUAAUUAUUGCCAAAGACAAUUAUGCAUAUAUAUCUUUUUAUAAUGCUUUACAACAGGAAGGAUAUAAAGAUCUUGCUGCUCUCCUUCAAGAUGGCCUCCCUAUUAUUUCACCUUCAAAUAAAAAAAAUUCUGAGAAUGGUAUAACUUCAUAUGUUAAGACUACUUUAUGUGAAGGUGGAGUUCCACAGAGGCCAGUAGUAUUUGUUACUCGUCCAGAAUUACUAAAAAAAAUACAGCAGAACCUACGGAGGUUAAGAAAUAAUCCAGGAUGGGUGAUUAUUUAUGGCAUGGCUGGCUGUGGAAAGUCUGUUUUGGCAGCAGAAACUCUACGUAACCACAGUCUUUUGAAAGAUUGCUUCCCAGGAGGAGUGCAUUGGGUUUCUGUUGGAAAACAGGAUAAAGCAGGUCUGUUAAUGAAACUCCAAAAUCUUUGCCUGAAAUUAGACCAGAACUUCACUUAUUCACAAAGGCCACCAUUUAAUAUUGAGGAAGCAAAAGAUCGCCUUCGUUUGUUGCUGUUGCGCACGAGCCCAGGAUCUCUCUUGGUACUUGAUGAUAUUUGGGAUUCCUGGGUUUUAAAAGCUUUUGAUAAUCAGUGUCAGAUUCUUAUCACCAGUAGAGACAGGAGUGUAGCAGAUUCUGUCACUGGCAAUAAAUAUGAAGUUUCUGUAGAAAGUGGAUUAGCACAUGAAAAAGCACUUGAAAUAUUAUCCCUGUUCGUUAAUAUGAAAGUAACAGAGCUGCCGGAAAAAGCUGAUCAUAUUGUUAGAGAAUGCAAAGGUUCUCCUCUUGUGGUAUCAUUAAUAGGAGCGUUAUUACAAGUCUUUCCCAAUCGCUGGGAAUAUUACCUUAGACAACUUCAAAACAAACAGUUCAAAAGAAUACGGAAAUCCUCAUCUUAUGAUUAUGAAGCACUUGAUGAAGCAAUGUCUAUAAGUGUUGAUAUGUUGCCAGAAAAUUUUAAAGUUUAUUACAGAGAUCUUUCUGUUCUUCCAAAGGACAUUAAAGUGCCUUCAAAGGUAUUUUGUAUUCUUUGGGAUAUGGAGAUUGAAGAAGUUGAAGACAUACUGCACGAAUUUGUCAACAAAUCUCUCCUAUUUUGCGAUCGAAAUGGAAAAUCAUUUUGUUAUUAUUUGCAUGCUCUCCAACUUGAUUUUCUUAUGGAGAAGAAUCGCAGUGAGCUUCAAGAUCUACAUAAAAAAGUAGUUCAUCAGUUCAAGAAAUAUUAUAAGUGUUACAUAUCUAUUUCAUCAGAGGAGGACUGCAUGUAUUGGUAUAAUUUUCUGGCUUACCAUAUGGCAGGUGCCAAUAUGCAUGAUGAGCUAUGUGCUCUCAUGUUCUCAUUAGAUUGGAUUAAAAUAAAAACAGAACGAGUAGGGCCUGCUCAUUUGAUUCAUGAAUAUGUUGAAUACAGUAAAAUACUGGAUCAGAAGGAUACUAAUGCACGUGAAAACUUCCAGGAAUUUUUGUCCUUGAAUGGGCAUCUCCUUGGACAUCUUCCAUUUCUAGACAUUGUACAGCUAGGAUUGUGUCAGCCAGAAAAUUCAGAAGUCUAUCGACAAGCAAAACUGCGAGCUCAGCAAGAACUUAGUAAAGGAUCUCUUUAUGUGGAAUGGAUCAAUAAAACAUCAGUGAAGAACAUGUACCGUUUGGUUGUGCAUCCACAUACAGCUGCUGUUUACCAUGCUUGUUUUUCCCAGGAUCAUCAAAGAAUAGCUACAUGUGGAGCUGAUAAAACUUUGCAGGUUUUCAAAACUGAAAGUGGAGAAAAGCUCCUAGAAGUAAAAGCUCAUGAUGAUGAAGUGCUCUGCUGUGCUUUUUCAAUAGAUGACAGAUUUCUAGCCACUUGUUCAAUGGAUAAAAAAGUAAAAGUCUGGAACUCAAGAACAGGUGAACUUGUGCGUGAAUUCGAAGAACAUACAGAGCAGGUCAACUUCUGUCAUUUUAGUCAUCAUUUAUUAGCAACAUGUUCAAAUGAUACUUAUAUCAAACUCUGGGAUCUGAAUAGUAAGUGUUGUCGCAAUACAUUGUUUGGCCAUAAAAAAUCUGUAACCCACUGCAGAUUUUCACCAGAUGAUAAAUACUUGGCUAGUUGUUCAGCUGAUGGAACUAUAAAGCUUUGGGAUGUGCAGUCAGCAAAUGAACUGAAAACUAUUAACAUAGGAAAGUUCUUCAAAAAUGGAGAUGGUUACCAUGAUGAAGUGGAAGUGUUAGUGAAGUGUUGUUCCUGGCCAUCUAAUGGUACAGCAAUAGUAGUAGCAGCUAAAAAUAGACUUUUUCUUGUGGAUGUUAAAACCAAGGAAUUAUUGGCAGAGGCUCUUUUGAGCCACCACAACACAAUCCAGUACUGUGACUUCUGUCCCAAUAGUCAAAUAGUAGCAGUUGCUUUUUCACAUUGUUCUGUUGAAAUAUGGAACAUUGACUCCGUUUCAAAAAUAGCUGAGUGCCUAGGACAUAUGAGUUGGGUACAUUCUGUGAAUUUUUCUCUUGAUGGGUCUUUUUUUGUCACAUCUUCUGAUGACCAAACAAUAAGGAUAUGGGAAACAAAUAAAGUAUGCAAGUCCUCUGCUAUUGUGUUAAAUCGUGAAAUAGAUGUUUCAUUUCUAGAUAAUAAAGUCAACAUCCUGGCAAUAGGUGGUCUGAAGUAUUUGCAGCUAAUUAACGGAUCUACUGGCAAUGCUGUCUAUUUGACUGAAGAACAGAAGUCUUCUAUUUGUUGCUGCUGUUUGAGUGAAGACCUACAGUUUGCUGCAUAUGGAGAUGAAAAUGGAAUUGUAAAGGUUUUAAAUGUAUCAGAUAGUAGUGUUUUAAAAUCCAGAACUGGACACAGGAAAGCUGUACAGCACUGCCAAUUUACUUCUGAUGGAAAAACACUUAUUUCAAGCUCUGAUGAUUCAACUAUACAGGUAUGGAAUUGGCAGUCAGAGAAAUGCAUUAUUCUGAAAGGACAUAAAGAACCUGUCAAGAAUUUUCAUCUUCUGAAGGAAUCAAGACUUCUUUCAUGGUCAUUUGAUGGAACAGUUAAAGUCUGGAAUAUACUUACUGGAGAACUAGAAAAAGAUCUUGCCUGCCAUGAAGAUGCUGUUCUUUCUUGUGCUGUUUCACCUGAUGCCACUAUAUUUUCCACUACCUCUGCUGACAAAACUGCCAAGAUAUGGAGCUUUGAAAGUUCAUCAGCGCUUCAUACUUUGAGUGGACACAAAGAUUGUGUGAGAUGCUGUACAUUCUCUCUUAAUAAUGAAUUAUUGGCCACAGGAGAUGACCAUGGAGAAAUAAGGGUUUGGAGUAUAUCAACUGGUAAACUACUUUGCUUGUAUUUUUCUGCCACAACAAAUGAAGGAGGAUCAGCACAUGGAGGCUGGGUGACAGGCCUUCAUUUUUCUCCUGAUGGUAAAGUGCUUGUUUCUUCUGGAGGAUACAUCAAGUGGUGGAAUGUGGAUACUAGUCAAUCCUUACAAACUUUCUACACAAAUGGAACAAAUCUCAAAUCAUUGCAUGUGUCCCCCGAUUUCAAAACAUGUGUGACACUGGAUAAUCUAGGCAUUCUUUAUGUGCUACGGAUUAUGGAAUAAAUUUAAGUUGUAAUCACUUUUAUAUUUAUAGUAUUUUUGAGCCAGAAAUGAAUCAUUUCUUUAUUUUUUUCUAACUUUCAUGAAACUGUGAUUUUUUUUACGAUACAUGAUACAUUUGUAAUUUCUUCCAAAUCAGCACCUUUUAAAAAAAACAUGUAGUUGAUCAGAAUGAAAAUGCAAUUUUCGUUCUUUAAUAUGUUUUGCUUUUGGAAGUUGCACUGAAUAUAAUUACACUAUACUAUGAUCACCAAAGAGAGCAAUAUGUGAUAAUGCAGUCUAAUAGCAAAUGUUUCUAAAUCAUAAGCAUGUUUGCCACUCCAAGAUUUUGUUUUAGAUUUUUUUUUUACUAUUGCAAUUUUGUCUUGAUGCCUUUGGAUUGACAGGUGUUGUCUUGAUACACACAAUGUGAAUAAUUGAAAAUAUCCGUGGCAUAAAGUGUCUACUGGUAUUGUCCUGUUAAUAAUGUAAGAGCAUGUUUCAGUCUUGUCCUUUGCUUAAAAACACAAUACAAUUUUCUAAAGAUAAUUUUCUCCAAAAGUUUGGAUGUUGGCUUAACGUAUUCCGUUUUGUAUCAGGUUAAAAUGUCACUGACAACUAAUUGUAUUAAAACUACAAAAAAUUAUUGGGAAGAAUAUUUCACUUUUAAAGAUAAUGUAUGAUUAAGAUUUUUUGCAUUUUUCUUGUUUCCUUUUAAAAAAUAAAGUAUAUUUGAUUUUGUUUUCUAGCCUGUAUUUCUUUUAGUUUGUGUCUAUGAAUAUUUAAAUAAAACUUAUCUACUAAAAUGUUCUUCUUAAGUUGAUAUCGCUAGAUUAUAUAUUUUCAAAUAAGUUUAUUGUCCUUUAAUACUAAUUCGAGACAGUUGAUUAGAUAUACACAGAAUACUGCAUUUACUGCAGGUUCAAGCCCCACCAGGCCCAAGGUUGACUCAGCCUUCCAUCCUUUAUAAGGUAGGUAAAAUGAGGACCCAGAUUGUUGGGGGCAAUAAGUUGACUUUGUAUAUAAUAUACAAAUGGAUGAAGACUAUUGCUUGACAUAGUGUAAGCCGCCCUGAGUCUUUGGAGAAGGGCGGGAUAUAAAUGCAAAUAAAAAAAAAACACCAAAUUGAUAAUUAAGUUGUUCUCUUGGGGUGCAUAUGUACACAAAUACAAAUAACAACAUGGAACGUGAAGAAGGACUCAUGUGAUUGUUGUUGUGCCGAUAGGCAGAAACUCCUGCCAGAUUUCUAGUUGUCUCUCUUUUUACCUCAUUUUUUGAAUGGAACCCAAAGGCUACCAAAAAUAUGCCUUGAAGAACUGGUAGGCACAUUUCCUCCACCAUAUGGAGCAUCAUGUCAAAAGCAAUUUGGCAGCUUGACUCUCAACACAAUGCCAAUGUCAGAUAUCGGGCCAAGGCAAUAUUUUAACAGUCUUAAGAUAGUAAUACUCAAACUGACAUUGAGUCAUUUGCAAACAUCAGGUCUCUGAAAAACAUUGGCCAAGAAUAAAAUGCCCUUCCAAACAGAAAAAUAUCUAAACAUCUCUUCAAUCUAGGUGGGCCCAACAGAUAUAGUAAGAACUCCUGUACAGCUUAACCAGGUUGGAACAGGAGAAAAAAGGCUGAGAUGCCCAAACCCUGACAUGAAGAGGGCCAGAAAAGGCCUGUGGCAAUAGACAAAGUUCUCAGGGAUUGGACCGUAGACUCCUGAGUGGAAGAAGAGGUUGCAGAAAAGUGGUCCUCACCUGCAGUGAAUGAUUUGGAUAUUAAGCUGGUACUCAUUAGUAACAGGCCCUAAGGGAGGUAAAGUGGUAGAGAAAAUGAAAAAUGGUUUCAAGUGACAAGUAUGAGUACCUGUGUGUUAACUUGGGCCAGAGACAAACUAGGAUCCUGGCUAUCAUAAGGCUGGGAUUUGAGUCCCUUGUUUUUCGAUGGAGUUCUAUUGUCUGAUAAGCUUGCAUUCAGGGCAACUUGGGCUCUCAGUGUAAUUUCUCCUGAGAUGCUUGGUUCAUCCCAGAUAGCAGCUUGGUUUCAAUAAGAUUUUUGGAGGAUGAAACAGCAGAAGCCAUAUCUUGAGCACCAGUAGUUAAAUACAAAAACAAUCAGAUUAAGCACAAGGUAGGGCUUAUAUUCAAGUCUAUUUCAUGCUGGUAAGGGAGGUGAAGCAUCUCUACUGCUCCCUUGUGUCGGGCUGUUGGGCAUCAGUCUACCAUUGCCAACUUUCUUUUUGUUAGGAUUUAGCAUGUAGAUUUCUGCCAGGCCACUAUAACCAGUUUAUACGACAUUUCACCAAUAAUGUUCAAAUCCUUCAGUGUCUUGACUAUAGGGGCAGGAUUUGAUGUGAUGAGUGCUGAAAUAGAAAACAUUAUAUUUGAGACUUCUUUUAGCCUAUGAAGUAAAAAGGGUACUUUGAAGUAUGAUCUCUGCUACCUCUGGGCUUGCUUCCUGUCCCUCUUGACUCAUAUGGUCUGGAAAAAGUAUAUUUGGUGGAUCUGGAGGAUAGUCUGCAACUGUUUGUGAAAUAGGUUAUUACACUCUUUUCUAUUUUUGACACUUGCCAAUUUCCAGUCUUCUGUUUUGCUGGUAAAGUAAGAGAGUGCUGGAAAAUCAGCUUCAAAGCAUUGUGGAAGAAACAAGUUAUCUGGCACAUUUUCAACCCGGAUUCAAGCAUGGAUAUGUGACUGAAACAGCAUUGGCUCUCCUGGUUGAUGACAUUUGUUGGAAGUUGGAUGAGACGAAUGUUGCUGUCUGGAGCCCUAUUAGAGCUAUUGUCAGACUUAAGUACCACAGCUCCAGUAUCUUUCUGUACCAUAUGAGCAAUAUGGAUUAGAGCACUCUUCUACGAUUCUGCCUAGCAUGCUAAUAAAUGAAGUUCUGUUGAUGUUUCCAAGAUCCUGUACUUUAUAUAAUACUUACAUUAAAUAUAUUAUUGUAUAA
Messenger RNA from Ahaetulla prasina, 6831 nucleotides. RefSeq names its product apoptotic peptidase activating factor 1 (gene APAF1). Gene Ontology annotation, molecular function: protein binding; ADP binding. Lineage: Eukaryota; Metazoa; Chordata; Lepidosauria; Squamata; Colubridae. The record is from RefSeq and is a predicted model, not a curated record. Gene Ontology annotation, cellular component: apoptosome. Bases 175 to 3921 code for a protein of 1248 amino acids. The transcript has 27 exons. Gene Ontology annotation, biological process: regulation of apoptotic process; apoptotic signaling pathway.